This is a messenger RNA of Cyanistes caeruleus (blue tit), 547 nucleotides long. The record is from RefSeq and is a predicted model, not a curated record. Lineage: Eukaryota; Metazoa; Chordata; Aves; Passeriformes; Paridae.
AAGAGAGAGAGUUCCAAUGAAGUUAAUUGGGAAGAUCUCAUGAAUAAUUUGACAAUUCUGGAGCAGAAACUAAAUGAAGCUAAGACAAAGUGUUUGCUCCUUAGCCAGAAGGCAGAAGAGUCCAAAAAAGAACUGGAUAAAGCUAUGACAACAGCAAUUAAGCAGGAAACAGAAAAGGUUGCAGCCAUAGAACAGCUGGAAGAAAGCAAAAAUACAAUAGAAAAUCUUUUGGAUUGGUUAUCAAAUGUGGAUAAAGAAGCAGAGCAUGGCCGGAAGUUUAAACAAGUGAUAGAACAGAAUGGAACACACUUUGAAGAAGGAGAUGUGAAAGUUUUGGAAGGAGAGGAGGAUGAUGUCAAUGGUAAUUUGCUGGAAGACAUUGAAACUCAGGUGGAUGGACUAGUAAAAAGCAUAGAUGAUAAUCUGAACCAGCAGUAUCAGAAAGUCAAGGUAUUGUUACUGAGUUUAUUAAACAUUUAGGUGUAUCACUCCUUAUUCAGCAUAAGUGAACUCAAUCUCAUCCUGUCUGUUGUAGGCUUUGGAGCAA